AUGGCUGCCUGGGGGGCUGGGGGUGCAAGCAAUAUUUUUGGAUCAUUCUUCGGCUGUGCUCCCAUAGCUGUGUCACUCGCUCGGUCACUGAUUCAGGAAGCUGCAGGUUGUAUGACGCAGUUAACUUCACUAAUCUGCUGUUUUGUGUUGGUGUUUGUCUUGCUGUUUCUUGGACCCUUGUUUGAGACUCUCCCUAAUUGUGUUCUGUCUUGUAUCAUCGUGGUGGCUCUUAAGGAGAUGUUUAUGCAAGUGCUUGACUUGAAGAAAGUCUGGGCUAUAUCACGAACUGAUGCACUGAUAUGGAUUGUAUCAUUUCUUAGCGUAGUAAUCAUUGACAUAGAUUACGGCCUCUUGAUUGGCAUCAUAAUAUCGCUUCUGGUUCUUCUUGGCCGUUCCCAAAAACCAAAAACAGCCCGUCUUGGUCGUGUUCCAAACACAGACGAUUAUUUAGACGUCAGUAAACAUUUUAUAGCAGUCGAAAUACCAACAUUGUGUAUAUUCCAGUUUUGUGGGGCAUUACACUUCGCAAACUGUGAAUAUUUCAUUAAAAAACUUUCGGCUGCCCUCAGAAAAGAGUCAUAUGACAAUGUUGCCACCAAACCAUUAUCAGAAAAACAGCUGCAGCUUAAAGCAGAUUUAACCUUCAAUCAAACCAAGAUACAAUAUCUUGUGAUUGAGAUGAACGGUAUGAGUUACACGGACUCCAGUGGUGGUAUUCUUCUGGGUCAGCUGUGCAAGGAAUACAAGGAAGAAGGAAUCACGAUGUGUCUUGCAGCUCCCUCAGAGAAUGUCCUUGAGACCCUGGAAGCAUGUGGUACUCUGGACGUCAUUUCUCCUGAACGCAUUUACCACUCUGUUCAAGAUGCCGUUAAGUCUCUCACCCAACACGACCGACCUGUCGCUGAAGAUCACUCAUAUACUAAACUGUAGGGCAAAAGUGCAGACUUUGUUCCUAUCUUCAUAUAAUGUACACAUCAAGGACUAAUGUAUAUGUCUAGAUCUAAUGUACCUAUGUAGGUCUAAUCUUAUGGACACUAGGCAACCUCUUUCUUCUGGACGUAGUAGGUACUGGAGAAGGGCCCUUCAUCCAUCAAAUUGAACUUCUUCCCUUCAUUGGAUCGAACCUGAUUUCUUCCCAUUUCUCAGGAACUGUAAGAAUCACUGUGAGUUUAAAGAUUCCCCAAAAAUACAGUAUAAUAAUAAU
Molecule: messenger RNA, 1204 nt
Organism: Cherax quadricarinatus
Lineage: Eukaryota; Metazoa; Arthropoda; Malacostraca; Decapoda; Parastacidae
Source: RefSeq, a predicted model, not a curated record